Messenger RNA from Symphalangus syndactylus (siamang), 1762 nucleotides. RefSeq names its product cytokine receptor like factor 1 (gene CRLF1). The record is from RefSeq and is a predicted model, not a curated record. Gene Ontology annotation, biological process: positive regulation of tyrosine phosphorylation of STAT protein; cytokine-mediated signaling pathway. NCBI's taxonomy places the organism in Eukaryota, Metazoa, Chordata, Mammalia, Primates, Hylobatidae. Gene Ontology annotation, cellular component: CRLF-CLCF1 complex; external side of plasma membrane; signaling receptor complex. Gene Ontology annotation, molecular function: cytokine receptor activity; cytokine binding.
AGCGCCUUGUCAAUUCGGCUGCUCAGACUUGCUCCGGCCUCCGCGUCCGCGCCCAGCGACGUGCGGGCGGCCUGGCCCGCGCCCUCCCGCGCCCGGCCUGCGUCCCGCGCCCUGCGCCACCGCCGCCGAGCCGCCGCCAGCCGCGCGCCCCCGGCAGCGCCGGCCCCAUGCCCGCCGGCCGCCGGGGCCCCGCCGCCCAAUCCGCGCGGCGGCCGCCGCCGUUGCUGCCCCUGCUGCUGCUCUGCGUCCUCGGGGCGCCGCAAGCCGGAUCAGGAGCCCACACAGCUGUGAUCAGCCCCCAGGAUCCCACGCUUCUCAUUGGCUCCUCCUUGCUGGCCACCUGCUCAGUGCACGGAGACCCACCAGGAGCCACCGCCGAGGGCCUCUACUGGACCCUCAACGGGCGCCGCCUGCCCCCUGAGCUCUCCCGUGUGCUCAACGCCUCCACCUUGGCACUGGCCCUGGCCAACCUCAACGGGUCCAGGCAGCAGUCAGGGGACAACCUCGUGUGCCACGCCCGUGACGGCAGCAUCCUGGCUGGCUCCUGCCUCUAUGUUGGCCUGCCCCCAGAGAAACCCGUCAACAUCAGCUGCUGGUCCAAGAACAUGAAGGACUUGACCUGCCGCUGGACGCCAGGGGCCCACGGGGAGACCUUCCUUCACACCAACUACUCCCUCAAGUACAAGCUUAGGUGGUAUGGGCAGGACAACACAUGUGAGGAGUACCACACAGUGGGGCCCCACUCCUGCCACAUCCCCAAGGACCUGGCUCUCUUUACGCCCUAUGAGAUCUGGGUGGAGGCCACCAACCGCCUGGGCUCUGCCCGCUCCGAUGUGCUCACGCUGGAUAUCCUGGAUGUGGUGACCACGGACCCCCCGCCCGACGUGCACGUGAGCCGCGUCGGGGGCCUGGAGGACCAGCUGAGCGUGCGCUGGGUGUCGCCACCCGCCCUGAAGGAUUUCCUCUUUCAAGCCAAAUACCAGAUCCGCUACCGAGUGGAGGAUAGUGUGGACUGGAAGGUGGUGGACGAUGUGAGCAACCAGACCUCCUGCCGCCUGGCCGGCCUGAAACCCGGCACCGUGUACUUCGUGCAAGUGCGCUGCAACCCCUUUGGCAUCUAUGGUUCCAAGAAAGCUGGGAUCUGGAGUGAGUGGAGCCACCCCACAGCCGCCUCCACUCCCCGCAGUGAGCGCCCGGGCCCGGGCGGCGGGGCGUGCGAGCCGCGGGGCGGAGAGCCGAGCUCGGGGCCCGUGCGGCGCGAGCUCAAGCAGUUCCUGGGCUGGCUCAAGAAGCACGCGUAUUGCUCCAACCUCAGCUUCCGCCUCUACGACCAGUGGCGAGCCUGGAUGCAGAAGUCGCACAAGACCCGCAACCAGCACAGGACGAGGGGAUCCUGCCCUCGGGCAGACGGGGCACGGCGAGAGGUCCUGCCAGAUAAGCUCUAGGGGCUCAGGCCACCCUCCCUGCCACGUGGAGACGCAGAGGCCGAACCCAAACUGGGGCCACCUCUGUACCCUCACUUCAGGGUACCUGAGCCACCCUCAGCAGGAGCUGGGGUGGCCACUGAGCUCCGACGGCCAUAACAGCUCUGACUCCCACGUGAGGCCACCUUUGGGUGCACCCCAGUGGGUGUGUGUGUGUGUGUGAGGGUUGGUUGAGUUGCCUAGAACCCCUGCCAGGGCUGGGGGUGAGGAGUCAUUACUCCCCACUACCUGGGGCCCCUCCAAAAGAGUCCUUUUAAAUAAAUGAGCUAUUUAGGUGC